Molecule: messenger RNA, 3201 nt
Organism: Carassius auratus (goldfish)
Lineage: Eukaryota; Metazoa; Chordata; Actinopteri; Cypriniformes; Cyprinidae
Product: inactive dipeptidyl peptidase 10
Exons: 25
Coding region: 196-2577 (793 amino acids)
Biological process (GO): regulation of potassium ion transmembrane transport; proteolysis
Cellular component (GO): plasma membrane; voltage-gated potassium channel complex
Molecular function (GO): serine-type peptidase activity
Source: RefSeq, a predicted model, not a curated record
ACACUGUAACAGUGGGGGAGAUAGAGAAAGAGAGAGAGAGAGAGAGAGAGAUGGCCAACUUUACACCAUCCUAUUAAAGGGAUCCGCCAGUGUGGUGUGUAGAGCAACUUGCAGCACGAACUCAAACAAGGCUUUGAAGUGCUGAAAGAGCAGUGAACUGCAUUAGGAGCUGGAUCUGUGCUGAAGCCUGCAAACAUGAUUGCCACCACACAGCAGAACAUGACAACGGAGCUGCAGGACCUUGGCAGCACGGUUGGACCUCCUCGGAACUGGAAGGGAAUUGGGAUCGCCAUGGUGGUCAUCUUGGGGGUCAUGUCUCUGGUCUCCCUCUCAAUUUUUCUGCUCACACCUGACGAGUCUCACCUCCUGCUGCUGUCUCGUCUCACUCUGGAGAACCUGGAGAGCGAGGAUUUCAGAGUUCAUGACCCAUGUGCGACGUGGCUAAAUGAGAACGAGGUGUCACUUUGCACACGGGAGGGUCACGUUCUAAUCCACAGUCUCAGCACCAAUCUAACCACCACGCUAUUGGACAACAGCACCCUGGAUCUGAAGUCCAUGAGGUUCCAGGUUUCAGCUGAUAAGAAGUUCAUCCUGAUGGCUUAUAAUAUCCAACAUGUAUUCUCACAGUCCUUCACAGCAUCCUUUGCAAUCUUCACAGUGGCCAGCGGGGAGAUUACAGACCUCACCCCGUCAGAGGAGGAUACAUCUGUACUUCAGUAUGCAGCAUGGGGACCUCAAGGGAACCAGCUGGUCUAUGUCUUUGAAAAUGACAUCUACUACAAGCCAGAUGUUUCUAGCAGAGCCAUGCGUCUGACAGCCACGGGCAGGAAUGGAAUGGUGGUUAAUGGACUGUCUGAUUGGACCUAUGAGGAAGAGAUACUUCUGAAGUACCCUGCGUUCUGGUGGGCCAAAGACGGCGCGCGCCUGGCGUAUCUGUCUAUUAACAACUCAGCAACUCCUUUUAUGGAGAUUCAUCACUUCCUGGGCGGGAUCUACCCUUCUAAUGUCCUCUACCCGUAUCCGAAGGCGGGUUCCAGAAUCCCAUCAGUCAGUCUGUUUGUGGUGAAUUUAUAUGGUCCAGCACACACAUUAGAGAUGAUUCCUCCAGACUCCCACAACAGCAGAGAUAGCUACAUCUCUAUGGUGAGCUGGAUAAGCAGCACGCGUCUGGCUGUGCGCUGGUUAAACCGUGUCCAGAACCAGUCUGUGCUGUGUGUUUGUGAGGCUACGACAGGAGCCUGCUCAGAGAGGCACCAAAUGGCGAUGGACUUCUGGCACAACAACCAGCGGCAGGAGGAGCCGUUGUUCACGGCAGAUGGUUCCCUGUUUUACCUCAUCCUGCCUGCCAAGCAAGGAGCCCGUGGGGAGUUUCACCACAUUGCCAGCCUCCCCGCUCAGACUUCCACUCCUUCGGUUUCUCCUCGCUUUCUAACAUCAGGGAACUGGGAUGUAACCUCACUGUGCGCCCUUGACGAGGAGAACGAUAAAAUCUAUUUUCUGAGUACGGAGGAGUCGCGGCAGAGCAGACACUUAUACAGCGUGGAGCUCGGAGGAGUGUUUCAUCGCCAGUGUCUCACAUGCAACCUGUUCGAGCGAUGCAGCUUCUUUAAAGUAGACUUCAGUCCCAAUCAGACAUAUUUUACCCUCUAUUGCUUGGGCCCAGGUGUCCCAAAGGUAACCAUUCACAGCACAAGUGACCCUUCCCGAUACACAGUGGUGGAAGACAACAGCCUCCUCGCUGUGUCUCUUGAAACCAAGAGGCUCUCAGAGACGGUUUUCCAGACGCUUUCCUCUGACAACAGUGACCUAGAUAUGAAGAUUUCCCUGCCUCCUGGGUACGAGGGAAACCUGCACUCUCUCCUUAUUAUCAUUGACAGUAUUCCUGGGAGGCAGUCGGUAACGGAGGAGUUUGCCCUGGGCUGGCCGGAGGUUUUGUCCAGCCUGCAUGGAGUGGCACUGGCCUGGAUCGACAGCAGAAGCCAGGUCUCACAGGGACAGAAAAGCAGCACCCUGGACACUCGCAAGCUGGGUUCCCUACGCAUUAAAGACAAGCUUGGAGUAGUGGAAUGGUUAAUGCAGUUGCCGUACAUUGAUGGGAGAAGAAUAGCCGUUUACGGAAAGGGAUUUGGUGGCUAUUUAGGUUUGAAGAUGUUGACGGCAACCGAUCAGAUGUUCAAAUGUGCCGCUGUCAUGGCUCCCAUCACAGACUUCAAGCUCUAUAGUGCGGCUUUCUCAGAGAGAUAUCUAGGCCUUCCAGCUAAAGAGGAGCAUUCGUACAUGGCUGCGUCUUUGUUGGAUGACAUUCACAAGCUAAAAGAUGAAAACUUCCUCCUCGCACACGGGACUGCAGAUGCACGGGUACAUUUCCAACACAGCGCCGAGUUGUUGAGUCGUCUGGUGAAGGUUGAGGCCAACUACACCCUUCAGCUGUACCCAGACGAAGGCCAUUCCUUAAGAGAAGAGCGGAGUAGCCAACACCUGCACCGUACACUCCUUCACUACCUCCAAAACUGCCUCAAAUACGACCCCUUCCUCGCCAUAGAGGAGGAAGAGGAGGACGACGAAGAGGAAGAGUGACCUCUUUCACUGUGUACGCUCUCGGUCCUCAGAGGUGCCCGAUGCUGGUGUCUAACUUCAGGAUGUGUUAUUUCACCAAAGGAAAAAAUGAGUGAAUUGGAGAUCAAGAGGACCAAAGUCACCAGCUACUGUAUUUACCACAAACUCAAAUUGGGGAUGUUUUUAGUUUGUUUGUUUUUGUUCCGACUGCGACCGUUAAUGUUUCCUGAGCGUACAGUUUUCAAGUAAAAUCACGCAUGGUAUUAAGUCUAAAGGAUCCCAUGCAAUCAACAUUUCAAGUCAGUUUAUGUGUAAAAUGGGUAAAAGAUGCAUGUUGCUCAGCCUUGAUAUUGCAGCGCCACCCUGUGUUCAAAGAUAGAACAAAUGACCAUGGUUUACAGAUUCAGUGUUGUUGUUGUUUACUAAAACUAUUAUUUAUUUAUUAGAAUAAAUAUUAGGUUACAUAAAAAAACGUAAAAUCUUGACUGAAAAUUAGAAAUGUUUCCUUGACUACUAAUGGAAAUACUAAUAAAAGUUGCAGUUAUAAAAAACUACAAUUUUAAUAAUACAAAUUAAACUUUUUUUAAUACUAAAAAAUAAAUUAAAGCUAAAUAUAAAUAUUUCAAAAGGUAAAAAGCACAUCAA